CGACCAUGGCAGAAGUUGGGUCUGCUGAUGUCAUCACACAUCUAAAAUCGAUCUUCGCUCGCCAUGGCAUCCCAGAGGUCAUGAUGUCAGAUAACGGACCUCAGUUCUCUGGACAAGUUUUUGCUUCCUUUGCGGCCUUAUAUGGUUUCAAACACGUUACCAGUAGCCCUAGGUUCCCACAGAGUAAUGGCGAAGCUGAACGUGCUGUCCAGACGGUGAAAAGUCUUCUGAAGAAAGCAGCUGAUCCCUACCUGGCUCUACUCGCUUAUAGAGCCACUCCUCUUCAGAAUGGCUACAGCCCGGCUCAGCUCCUCAUGGGCCGGCGUCUACGCACCACAGUGCCAUCUCUUUCCUCUCAGCUGGACCCUGCACUGCCUGACGGCUGCACGCUGGUUCGGCAGGAAAGGGAGAAGAGGAUGCUUGAUGCUGAAAAUUACAAUAGGCGUCACCGUACAAAGACUCUCAGGGAUCUGACACCAGGAGAACACGUAUGGGUCACUGACGUAAAAUCAUCUGGAACUGUGAUCAAGAACCACUCCACUCCGAGAUCUUACCUCGUGGACUUACCCCAGGGUGUGGUGAGACGCAACCGCCUACACCUGAUACCUGAACAGACACCUACACAGGACAAGUCUGCACCACAGCAACAGGUGCCAGGGCCAGUUCCAGAGCAGGCUCCCAUGUCGCCCGCGGUGGCAUCUCCAGUCUCCCCUACAGAGACUAACACUCUCAGAACUAGGUCUGGGAGAGCUGUAGUUAAGCCGACUAGGCUUAACCUGUGAAAUACAAUCCUGUGUUAUGAUGGUAUGGUUACAUGAAAGAUAUGUUGCAGGAGAGGGAGUUUAGUUUGAGCACUUUAUAGCAACAAGUUAAAAAUUCGGGAACUUUUGGUUGCAUAGUUGACGUGUUCG
Notolabrus celidotus (New Zealand spotty) is the source of this 911-nucleotide messenger RNA. RefSeq lists its product as uncharacterized. The record is from RefSeq and is a predicted model, not a curated record. Gene Ontology annotation, biological process: DNA integration. The transcript has 2 exons. Lineage: Eukaryota; Metazoa; Chordata; Actinopteri; Labriformes; Labridae. Bases 6 to 782 code for a protein of 258 amino acids. Gene Ontology annotation, molecular function: nucleic acid binding.